UUAUUCUUAUUGCCUGUUGCCUGGCAUUGUGUAAAGGGCUUUAUGGUACAAAAUUGUGGACAUUGACAUUGACUUUGUAGUUUAUAUGCACGGUUGUACAGAGAGCGCUCCUUUUAUUUUUCUCUUUGCUUUCACGGCUCUCAGUGACAUCCAUUUCCAGUUAAAUCCGACGAUUACAAAUUCUUAAAUAGUUUUGUAAAUAUUAUUUUUUAUGAUCCCGAAAACAAAAAUUUUAGGCGAUGGCUGUUUCAACGAACGUUGCUACGAUUAAAGCGCAGAGAUACUUAAAUGCACCAUUGGUAGAACGAUGUAAAAAUCUAGCGGAACUGAUAGACGAGUCAAGUACCACUGAACUACAACUUGUUUUUCCUCUACUGAUAGAUUCUUUAUUUGGAAUAACGGAUAAUGUUGGAUGGGGUUUACGUAAUGUUACACUUCAGGAAAAUCCACAGGCAUAUGAAGCUUUGUGUAAUUUUCUUAGACCUCAAGGACCAAUGUUCUCCUUGUGUUAUAAAUUACUUCCAGACUGUUACUUGAAAUAUAAUUUUCCAGUGUCAUAUCUUCCAGCAAAAAUACGUUCCUUAUUAGAAGAAGCUGUGAUAUCACCAUUUUAUCUUGACAAAAUCAAAGACGAUCAAGGAACACGUGUUCCAUCAGUUUUAUCCAUGAAUCCCUUUGAGUAUUAUAUUUUUCAUUUUGCAUAUCAUUUGACUAAUCCCUGGUUGCAACUUCAGCAACGAGAAAAUAUAUGGGUAAAUUGGGAGACUGUGUAUGUUCAAUUAGCACAUUGUUAUUUAUACCAUUUUCUCCCAAGAGAUAAUUCUGUGGUUCUACCAGUGAUUGGACCAUAUGUUAAAAAAACUCCUCCAAGAAAAUUGACUCAAUCACCAGAAUACAAAAGAGAUUGUCAUAGAUUGCAAACUCCGAGACUUUUGAGAACAUCCAUAUUAUCACCAGGAUCAAUGAGUCCUGGGUCGGGCGUAUCGCAACAGCAAUGUUUACCUCAAGUAUGGAGAAGUGAAACAGUAGUACAGAUUUUUUUAGACUUCUGGUUGGAAUAUACAGAAGACGAACAGCUAACUUCUCCGUUAAAUACAUCUUUCAUGGCUUCGAUACCACGACGACAUAGUAUACAUUCUGGAGAACACAUACGCCUUGUAAGAGCAUUCAUAAAAACAUUGCAUGAAUUUACAAAUAGUGCUACAGGAGACAAAAGCGCAAUGGAUGAAUUAAAAAGAAUAAUUCUUCCUUCAGUUCAAGGAAAGAUAUAUACGUUCUUGCGAAAAGCUAUAUAUCAUUGGCCAUUGGACAGCUCAUUUAGAUUAAUAUUAGAAGCUUGGUUGAGUUUUGUUCAACCGUGGAGAUAUGUCCCAGGAAUAACGUAUACUAAAGAAGGUAAAGCGGAAGAAGAAGAAAGAGGCAAAAUUCACGACAUCGAUCGUUGGAUUGCUUUCGUUGCAAAUAAUCUGUUGGCAUAUACAGCUAUAUUUCAACAAUUGCUUCCACGAUUUAUGAGAACUGAUCUAGUAGCGCCCAAGAAUGCUUUAAUGUUAUUCAGAGUCACGAAAGUAUUUUCACAGCCGCAUUUAGCAAAAAUGAUAUCCGAAGUGGAGAGUUGUAUAGACGAAGUAGGCUUAAGCAAAGGCCGAUUAUCUACCAAUCAAUGGACGUCGAUUGUCAGACAACAAAUUCUGGAAUUGGAAGGUCCAACGUAUCAAUAUGUGCCUAUGUUCUCAUUAGCCAUCACAUCUCAGAUUGUAUGGUUUUUGAGCACUAUCAAGCAAGCGCAUUUAACGGCAACCAGUUUAGUCGAAGCUCUGGAGAACAGAAGGAAAGGAAGGCGUUUACUGUUGUCUUUAUGGGAGUUCUUUUAUUGCGACGUUGAUUCCUCUAACGAUAUUGGUAUAGAAGAACGACGACGCGUGCCAGUGCUUUUGGCUAUUGCUCAACAACAAUUGAUAGAUAUAUUUCAAAUCAAACUCGAAGAUAUUCCGCAAGUCGCUAUAGUGGCGGAUCAAGAAUAUCAUGAUAGCAUUUUAUCGACUUCUUUCUGCCAUCAAUCACAGAUGGAACCCAAUCUUGAUUCGAGUAAACCAGGCGUUUUUGUACCACUGCAAGAAGGUAGACAGACAUGCCGAUACAUCGAAUACAUGGGCGACCCGGAGUUGCAGCCGGUGCGGUCGUACGAAUGUACUUUUCUUGUUAGAAAUUUCUACAAGUUGUGCUGCUACAUCAAUCUCAAGUAUCGGCACGAAAUAAUCGCGCUGUAUAAUAAACGGAGCUUCUUUGGUACUGUUUGUCGGCAACUGAUCACGCCGCCUACCACAGUCGUCAAGUUACCGAAACGAACGCCGAACGGAUUCACCAGCGGUUGCGAGGAACGAUUGGCGCCUCGAUUAAGUUUACGACCUCUGGCCAAUUAUACUUUUCUCAUGAGUGUGUCGUUUGGUAUAUUUGUAACAUGGAUGUUCAAUUAUAAUCCGCUCGCAUUUCUGGGAUUCGCAUUCUGGGUAUGGAUUAUGUAUAUAAUCAUGCGCGCGAUUUUGCAGCACUAUUUUCUAUCAAGUAUCUCAAGAACGAAUAUAGAUGCAUUCCCCAUUAACCGAUAAUAAUUUCGGUUUCUGAAAUUAAUGACUAAGUUAUAAUUUUCAUAACUUUAUAAGCUAAACAAUUAUAAACAAUUAUGAAUUAUUACUCCGAAAAAGUGUUUAUACCAAGUUUAUAACAAUAUGACGCAGAAAAAAUAUUCAUGUUUGCUAUAAA
Molecule: messenger RNA, 2763 nt
Organism: Harpegnathos saltator (Jerdon's jumping ant)
Lineage: Eukaryota; Metazoa; Arthropoda; Insecta; Hymenoptera; Formicidae
Product: sphingomyelin phosphodiesterase 4
Exons: 14
Coding region: 240-2609 (789 amino acids)
Biological process (GO): glycerophospholipid catabolic process; sphingomyelin catabolic process; ceramide biosynthetic process
Molecular function (GO): sphingomyelin phosphodiesterase D activity
Source: RefSeq, a predicted model, not a curated record